AUGUCAGACGCCCUCAACCCCACCGGUGCCACCCAACCUCCUCAAUCAACAGCCUACACCAACCCUUCAAACCCUAUCUCCAAAGACCCCACCGAGUCCAAGUCCACCACCUCCGCCAGCACUCCAACCUCGACACCCCUCCCCACAAAACAAGCCUCAGACGCCUCGGGCCUCCUCAACGCAAAAUACGGCCAAGGAAAAGGCAUCCACGGCGCACCCGCCGGCGAAGAAGCAAAAGGCCUCGGCAGCGAAGACGUAGGGCGCCACCGGGAGCUCGAUGGCGAGCAGAUGGCCGCGCCUGGUGAGGGUAAAGUAGCAGAUGCGGUGAGCAAGGGGGGCGAGGGAAUGGGGGGUGGUGGGAGCCAACCGGAUCUGGCGAGUGAUUUGGAGAGGAAGAAGGCGGAGCAGAGGGAGGCGAGGGAGGCGAUUGAUCAGAGUAAAGAGGGGGCGGUGAGGCUUGGGGGAGAAAAGGGGCAGACUGGGGGGCCAGCGAAUCCGGUGGGUAGGUUGGAUGGAGGGAAUUAUCCUAAUUAA
Plenodomus lingam JN3 is the source of this 534-nucleotide messenger RNA. RefSeq lists its product as uncharacterized. The record is from RefSeq and is a predicted model, not a curated record. Lineage: Eukaryota; Fungi; Ascomycota; Dothideomycetes; Pleosporales; Leptosphaeriaceae.